Labeo rohita (rohu) is the source of this 4610-nucleotide messenger RNA. It is a transcript of the gene arhgap27l, whose product is annotated as Rho GTPase activating protein 27, like. Gene Ontology annotation, biological process: signal transduction; regulation of GTPase activity. Bases 384 to 3401 code for a protein of 1005 amino acids. Lineage: Eukaryota; Metazoa; Chordata; Actinopteri; Cypriniformes; Cyprinidae. Gene Ontology annotation, molecular function: protein binding. The record is from RefSeq and is a predicted model, not a curated record. The transcript has 19 exons. Gene Ontology annotation, cellular component: cytoplasm.
AUGCAGACAGAGGAGGCAGGCAAGCUGAAACUGGCACAAAGCUCUAACAUGUACACACACCCGCCCACAUACAUACACUCACAGACACACACUGGCCCUGAGCAACAACUGUCAGAGCUGGAACUUUGAGCUAUAGGUGGAACAACAAAGCGGUGGUGGCAAAGGACUGAAGCCUGUCUAAAUCAUUAAGCGGACUGAGAAAGGAUAAGAAACAGAGAAGACAUACAGGAGACGGAUCUUACAAAUGUAACUCGAACAAGAGGAGAGAGAAACAAAGGUGUGGAGAAGAUGGUGCGCCGAUCCUGCCUCAGCAGGAGGGCCUUUCUUGAGCCUUGAUUCCAGCCUUGAGUCCCUCCAAGGGGUGAAUAGGUGAGACGGGUAAGAUGACGUCCUCACACAGUCUGGGCCUGGUACUGGUGGAGUUUGAAUAUGAAUAUGAAGGCCGGGAUGGCCACAGGGUGUGCAUUAAACCCAACGAGCGCUACAUCCUCCUGGCCAAAACGAAUGAUCAUUGGUGGCAUGUGUGCAAAGAUGAACGAGCCAAGCCAUUUUAUAUCCCUGCUAAAUAUGUAAAGGAGCUUCCACCCAACAUCCCUUCACCUCUUGAUUUCAGAGAGCCUCCGGGCCCCGAUGUGAGGCCUGUGGUGCCUGACCUCGCAGAGACCCGUAAAUCCGAUGAGGUGACAAUCAAACUUCGCUCCAAAGGGAAUUACCACAAGACAGAAAACCGCAUGUCGACAUUUGGCGUUCCUUUGGAUUUACACGAGCCCCCUUCUUACAAACUUGGCGGACCUUCAGAUUCUCUCAUCUCACUGAACUUGGACUCAUCAAAUCAGAAGAGGAAGAGUCAAGCAACUAAUCUGCUGUUCGGCUCACGCGGUGCUCCUGCUGAAACAGGGCCUGAUAAGUUUCGAGUGCCUAGCUUUAGCCCAGCUGACCCUCUUCAUAAAGCCAUCCCUGUCAAACCUGUGGAGCUCCCCAUCAUCAAGAACCUAAAUGAGACCAAGCCUCACAGGAAGUCUCCUGAGUUGGAAUCCCCAAUAGAACCUGAAAGUGAAAGUUCUAGCUCGGAACCACUGCCAUCACCAGACUCUGAGAAUAUUUAUGAAUCCAUAUCAGACCUGAAUCUAGACCUGUCGACACUGACGGAAAAAGCACCUGCCGGAUCGCCAAACCCUCAGACCAACACAUCAUGCCCACCUCCAACAAUAAAGACAGAGAAUGACCCCACCACAGCAGUGUAUGCCAACGUUGCUGACCUGAAGAAGACCACUACUCGCCCUUCGAACUCCUCUGCCUCAACGUGCUCCUCGCCCGGCAUCACCCUCAGUCCUGCUCCGGACUCUACCUCCCCGCCUAACUCGGCUGGAUGGCAGGUCCAUACUGACCACGACAGCGGCAAGGAAUACUACUACCACCCUGCCACAGGACAGAGCAGUUGGUCUGAUCCCCGUAGCCCCCCAGCAGGAACAGGUAUGGAGUCCGUGACCUCCACCAUACCUGUGUCCACCCCGUCCUCGUCACACUCACAGGGCUCUGACUGGAAGCAGUAUUUGGAUGAAACCACUGGGAGACUUUAUUAUUUUAAUCCCACUUUGAACCAAACCUCUUGGACUGCCCCGGAGCAAUCGCCACCUACUUCCUCCACAGACAAGGCGCACAAUCAUGGCAAUGAGGCAAAUGGGCCGCCACCUCUUCCAGAGGAGGACUACCCAACAAAUCAGCGUGAGGAUUCCCAUAUUUCUUUUCAUCUCCCUAAAGAUUUUCAGUUGCCCCAAAUCAAGCGCGCCGUCAUCCCUAGGGCUAUUGUGGACACGCAUAAAGAUGUCCCUGUGGGCUGGACUCAAUCUGUAGGGGCCGAUGGAAAAUCUGUCUACACAAAUGAACUCACACAGGAACAGUGGAUCCAGUCGAAGGAUGACAAAGGGAAGAUGUAUUACCACUUAAAAGAUGGGUCUAAACGUCAGUGGACCCUGCCAGAGGCUUCAGUCCCGCCCGGUCAGCCGAUCAAUGGAAAUGGAAUAGACCAAGAUUCUCUCCCCGUUUUGAACAACUGGAGACAAUCCCAGUUCAGCGCAUCUCAGGAAGACCUGAAAUUUUCCCCCUCACACAGGCGGAUCGCCUCUGACAACGCCAGCGAUGCAUCCAGUUCAGGGAAUUCACCAGAAUCACAGCAUUACGAUAAAAAGUUAAGACGGCGGAGGAACCUGUCCAGUCACAGCACAGAUUCACAUUCUCAUCAUUCAUCACUGGAGAAGGCUGGGAUUCUCAACAAGACCAAAGUGGCUGAGAAUGGAAAAAGGCUGAGGAAGAACUGGGCGCAGUCAUGGACUGUUCUCCAUGAUGGCAUACUCACUUUCCACAAAGACCCUAAAUAUACACCAGCUGGGAUGUCUACCAAGUCCAAUCAGAUCGUCCCAGAGUACACAGUGGAACUGAAAGGAGCGACUUUAUCAUGGGCGAGUAAAGAAAAGUCAAGCAAGAAGAAUGUUCUAGAGCUCAAGACACGUCACGGCUCUGAGUAUCUGAUACAGUAUGACACAGACAGCAUCAUACACGACUGGCACAAGAUCAUUCUGGACACCAUCAAACUGCUGCAGGACCAUGGCCAUUGCUCAGAGGACGAAGUGGAAGAUGUCCCAGAAAAAUCUCCAUUGCCUGCAGAUAAAGAGAGGAAGAGUGAACCAGCAAGACUGAGUUCUUCAAGUAGCAUAGACAUAGAACAGGGCCGUGUUCGCACCAAGCUACGCAAGUUCCUCCAGCGGCGGCCCACGCUACAGUCAGUCAAAGAGAAGGGCUACAUCAAAGAGAAUGUAUUUGGCUGCCACUUAGACACCCUCUGUCAUCGGGAAAACACAACCGUGCCCAAGUUUAUGGAAAAAUGCAUAAGAUCUGUUGAAAAAAGGGGUCUGAAAAUAGAUGGAAUCUACAGAGUGAGCGGAAACCUGGCUGUCAUCCAGAAACUGCGAUAUAAAGCUGAUCAUGAAGAGGAUCUGGAUCUGGAGGACGGGCAGUGGGAAGAGAUCCAUGUGAUCACAGGAGCUUUGAAGCUUUUCCUACGUGAACUUCCUGAGCCUCUUUUCCCCUUCAGCUUUUUUGAAAGGUUCAUCGCUGCCAUUCAAAUGAGUGACUACAGCCAGAAAGUGUCAUAUUUUCGAGAUCUAGUCAGAAACCUGCCUUUGCCCAACCAUGACACCAUGGAGGUACUCUUCAGACAUCUUCGCAAAGUGAUUGAACAUGGUGAGCUGAAUCGCAUGUCUGUCCAAAGUAUGGCCAUCGUGUUUGGUCCAACGUUGCUGAGACCACAGGAGGAGUCCAACAUCACCAUGCACAUGGUCUUCCAGAACCAGAUUGUGGAGCUCGUUCUCAAUGAGUUCAAUGAGCUCUUCCCAACCAAAUAAAAUCACCCUAUGGAAGAGAAUGCAACCGUCAAAUCUUCUGAUAUUCCCAAAGGAACGAGGUUACUGACUGUUUUCUGUCUACUGAUUAGAUACUGACUGUUCCAAGCAUUGUAAAACAUCAAGAACCUCGAAACUGCCUCGUUCUGAGAGGCAACCUGUGUUUUUGGUACUGCUGAAAUCAAGAGAGCAAAAAGCCGAAGGGAUCAUCUGCCGAUAUGAUCAAACAGAUCUUAUAAAGAGAAAAAGAAAAUUUGUAUUUUGUCAAAAUCUUAAGUUUGAGAUGAGAUUCCUCAGUGAGAAAUAACUUACAACAAUUGCUUUAAAGGUAUUAGAGAUACAGAGCACACACUUGUACAUGUUACUGAAUAAUAUACUCUAUAUUAUUGCUACUCACCAAAAACUGUUCCUGUGGAACAACAACAUUUUUUUAGUUAGCCAAAACAAACAACCCUUUCCUUUUAGAUUUCAGUGCAAAUGUUGAAUGAACAAGUAAAAGUCCUCUACAAAGAUAUGGACAUUUGGUUGAUUUCUAAUUUUUCUCUGAACAAAGAUCUUGAAGAUGAAGCCUGGACUUGUUGAAGCCUUGAAAGUGUGCUUGAUCACCAAUAUGGAGGGAGCAUUACUGUAUGAACCCUGCUGUUGAGGAGAUUGAGAAAAACAAGUGUUUUAUCAACUGUAUGACUAGCUGUUUUUUUUUUUUUUUUUUUUACUCGUCUUUGGUCUCUAAGAUGAAAUAUUGUUAUGAAAUGCUGGCAAGUACAAUGUACAGAAGUAUGAAAAUGAAUAUAAUGAACAAUGGAACAUUUUUCAGUAAAGUAAAAUAUGGAUUUGCAUUGCAUGUUAAAACUUUGUGGAUGUAGACUAAAGCUGUACAUAUUUUAAAUAUGUUGUUUGUAUAAAAAUAUGGUUAAGAAAUAAUUGGCGAUUUCAUUUUAUUACAGAGAUGCAUAUUCUGUAAAUAAAACAGAUACACCAUAUUUAAUAUUAUGCAAAUAUGUGCAUAGUUUUUAACACUGGUAAUUACUGAAAUCUAGAAAAUAGUUAUAAAAAUUGUUUUUAGUAUUAUAAGAUUGCAUAUAUACAGUCAAUAUUUUAUAUAUUAAAAAAAAAAGUCUGUACAUCAAUUUAAAAUAGAGAACUGAUAUUAUCACUGGACUAUAGAUAAAUGCAAUGUGAGAAAUUAUAAAUAAAUAUGGUGUCUCAUUUUCA